This is a messenger RNA of Cryptomeria japonica (Japanese cedar), 2347 nucleotides long. RefSeq names its product probable polyamine transporter At1g31830. NCBI's taxonomy places the organism in Eukaryota, Viridiplantae, Streptophyta, Pinopsida, Cupressales, Cupressaceae. Bases 518 to 2116 code for a protein of 532 amino acids. Gene Ontology annotation, cellular component: membrane. The transcript has 3 exons. Gene Ontology annotation, molecular function: transmembrane transporter activity. The record is from RefSeq and is a predicted model, not a curated record. Gene Ontology annotation, biological process: transmembrane transport.
AAGGGCCUGCCUUUUUGACAAAUAAACAUUGACAUCGUAUUGAAAUUGAACGAAAUCAAUUAAGAAAUCUUGCAUAUUUGAAAAUCGAAACCCCAGUAGAAUACCCAGUCAGAAUUCAACUAAAUUUAUUCUCAUAUUGCAAAAUUCUCUCCCCUUCCCGAAUAGAAAACCCAGUCAGAAUUCAAUUAAAAUUCUUCUUAUAUUGCAAAAUUCUCUCUUCCCUUCAAAUAUCACAACCGCUGUAUAGAUCCUGUCAAGACCGAAAACACAGAGGUCUGUGCUCCACACAGGGAUUCCAACAGAUUGAUGCUAUAUCAUUUCCAAAAAAUUUUAGCAGGGUAUCGUCUGGAUUGAACCCAACUGUUGGAAUCGAACCCUAGAGACAACUUUACUUAUCUAAACCCAAAAUUAUGGCUUCACAUAGGAUGUCAAUGGCUUGUUUUUCGCUCGCAUGGCUAUUUACUGUUUAUCCCGGAUCGGGUGCCGAAGGAUGACAUAGAUUCGGACAUCGUAUUUGAUGGUUGCUUCCCAAUUUUUGAGCGAUCUUAGACUCGCCAGCACAGAAGUCAAACAGGUUGAUUCUGUGAACGAAUUGCAUAGAAGAGGGAAGUGCCCUGUUUCAAGAGGUCUCAAGAUGAAUCAAGAUUUUGAUUCAACAAAUAUUGAUGCACCAAAGUCUCCUAAAUCCCAGAUUCCUAGUCAUAAGCUAUCUAUUGUACCCCUAGUCUUUCUAAUUUUUUAUGAAGUUUCUGGGGGACCUUUUGGUGUUGAGGACUCUGUGAAAGCUGGGGGACCUCUCUUAGCCAUUCUUGGUUUUCUUAUCUUUCCCCUUCUUUGGAGCAUCCCUGAAGCUCUCGUUACUGCUGAAUUGGGUACAAUGUUUCCUGAGAAUGGCGGGUAUGUUGUCUGGAUUUCAGCAGCAUUUGGCCCAUUUUGGGGAUUCCAGCAAGGUUGGUGGAAGUGGUUGAGCGGAGUCAUUGAUAAUGCUCUCUAUCCCGUCUUGUUCUUGGACUACCUUAAAUCUGUGUUUCCAGUGGUUGGCAGUGGGAUUCCUAGAAUUGCAGCUAUAAUAGUAAUAACCCUGGCCUUGACUUACCUGAAUUACAGGGGUCUUACCAUUGUAGGUUGGGCCUCUGUUUGCCUUGGAAUUUUUUCUUUACUUCCGUUCUGCAUGAUGGGCAUUAUUUCCAUACCACAUCUGGAACCUUCGAAAUGGCUAAAGAUUGAUACAAAAAACAUUGACUGGAAUGUUUAUCUGAAUACACUUUUCUGGAAUCUGAAUUAUUGGGACUCGGUAAGUACACUAGCAGGAGAAGUGGAGAAUCCCAAGAGAACCCUUCCUAAGGCGCUAUACUGGGCUGUGUUGCUUGUCGUGGGUACUUAUAUCCUCCCACUUUUAUCAGCUAUUGGAUCUAUAGAUCUUGUUAGAAGCCAAUGGAAUGCAGGCUAUUUUGCAGAUGUUGCCAAGAUUUUAGGUGGGUUCUGGUUGCAAUGGUGGGUGGAAGCAGCUUCUGCUCUUUCAAACAUGGGUAUGUUUGAGGCAGAGAUGAGUAGUGAUUCUUUUCAGCUUCUAGGAAUGGCAGAGAGAGGUAUGUUACCAUCAAUGUUUGCAGUUAGAUCAAAAUAUGGAACUCCUCUAUUGGGCAUUUUGUUUUCUGCGUCAGGUGUUUUGUUGUUAUCAUCUAUGACCUUUCAAGAGAUUGUAGCUGCGGAGAACUAUCUCUACUGCUUCGGAAUGUUUGCAGAGUUUGCAGCAUUUAUGUGGCUAAGAUUUAAAGAACCAAAUAUGUAUCGACCCUACAAGGUGCCCUUCGGAGUGCUUGGGGUGAUUUUGCUUUGCCUUCCACCUUCUCUUUUGUUGAUUUUGGUGGUGGUGAUUGCGUCACGAAAAGUCAUGGUUGUCAGCCUCACUGCUGUCCUGAUUGGAUUUUUACUGUAUCCAUGCCUUGGAUUUGUAAGAAAGGAAAAAUGGGCAAAGUUUGCUACUAAUUCAGAGCUUCCUGAUCUGCAAAUUCAUGAAGAUUUGGUUCCAGAUGAUUCCAGUGAUUCCAGAGAUAUGGAUGCAGAGGUUGGUCUUCUCUCUGCUGAAAAUAAAUCAGUUACAAUCCCUUCGUAGAUAACAUUUUGUGUACAUGCAGGUGCAAAUUGACUCUGCCUUAAGAAUCAGAUAAGAAUGCCAGAGGGCUAAUAGAAUUGCAAAUGGUUCCAAGGCUACAUAACUAAGAGGAGCCACAGCAUCUUAGUGAACCUAAUAUAAUGAUGCUUGUCCUGCAUGAUGUCCAGAAACCAUAUUUCAUAUGUUAAAUACUUUUCUGUUAGAAAUGAACACAGAAAAAGUUGUGAAUCA